Molecule: messenger RNA, 567 nt
Organism: Meloidogyne enterolobii
Lineage: Eukaryota; Metazoa; Nematoda; Chromadorea; Rhabditida; Meloidogynidae
Source: the annotation of a GenBank genome assembly
AUGGAUUUUAUGACGAAUGUUUGGAAUUACUUCACUGACUUAUUUGACUAUUUUCCUCUUACUGCUUUGGUGGACGGUCAAAUUUUUUGUCUUCAUGGUGGUCUUUCGCCUAGCAUCGACACACUUGAUCAUAUUAGGUCUUUGGAACGCUUGCAGGAGGUGCCGCAUGAAGGUUUGAAUUAUUCAAUUUUUUGGUUCAUAAGGUUCGAUUUAGGUCCAAUGUGCGAUUUGCUUUGGUCUGACCCAGAUGAUCGUGGUGGUUGGGGGAUAUCUCCUCGUGGUGCUGGUUAUACUUUUGGACAGGACAUUUCUGAGACAUUUAACCACGCAAAUGGCAUUACUUUGAUCUCACGGGCACAUCAACUUGUUAUGGAGGGCUACAACUGGUGCCAUGAUCGAAAUGUUGUUACUGUUUUUUCUGCUCCCAACUACUGUUAUCGUUGUGGAAAUCAGGCAGCUAUGGUCGAGCUUGAUGAUGAGCUCAAAUACUCAUUUUUGCAAUUUGAUCCGGCACCUCGUCGUGGAGAACCUCACGUGACUCGUCGGACACCAGACUAUUUUCUUUGA